Messenger RNA from Plasmodium berghei ANKA, 1731 nucleotides. RefSeq names its product splicing factor 3A subunit 3, putative. Bases 1 to 1731 code for a protein of 576 amino acids. Gene Ontology annotation, molecular function: RNA binding; zinc ion binding. Gene Ontology annotation, biological process: mRNA splicing, via spliceosome. The transcript has a single exon. Gene Ontology annotation, cellular component: spliceosomal complex; nucleus. The record is from RefSeq and is a predicted model, not a curated record. Lineage: Eukaryota; Apicomplexa; Aconoidasida; Haemosporida; Plasmodiidae.
AUGUCUCAAUUUUUGAUAGAGCAAGUCAGAUAUAUGCAUGAAGAAAUUGAACUUAUAGAAAAAGCAAUUGCAGAAUUAAUUGAAGAUAAAGUAAAAAAUAAUAAAAAACAAAUUUUUUAUGAUUAUUGUAUAAAUUAUCUAGUCGAAAAAAUUCAAAAUAAAUCUAAACAACUUGUAGAAAUUUACAACGAUGAUGACCAUUUAAAAAAAGAAGAAAUGCAAUUUAUUUCCGGAAAAACAAAUGAAGAAAAUAAUGAUGUUUGGAAAAAUUAUUAUGAAAAAAUUAAAUAUAUAAAAGACUAUCAUAAAAAAACAAAUAUAAAAAAAAUUGAAAUAAGAAGUUACAAAUUAUAUAAAAAUGAAGCGUUAAAAAAUAACAAAUUAAAAUCUGCUUUUUCGCCUAUAGAAAAAAAAGGAAAAUAUGUAGACAUGGUUAAGCAUUAUAAUGAAUUUAUUAAUAUUAAAAAAAUUAAAGAAUUUCGUAUAAAUAUGUUUAAAAAAAAAAAUAAUUUAAGAAACCUUGGGGGCGAAAAAAAUAAAAAAGAAUUAAAUGAUGGAAAAAAAAAAAAUAAUAAUAAUACAAUUUUGUUAAAUGAUUUUAAAGAAAUGAGCCUAAUAACAUACCUUAACAAUUUUACACGAUUUUAUUAUAUUCCUAGAUAUUGUAAGUAUAAAAAUGAAGAAUAUAAAAAAUAUUUAGAAAACCUACUAAAUUAUUUAAUAUCAUUUUUUUCAAAAAUAAAUAUAUUGGGAAAUUGGGAAAAAACAUAUGAACAAUAUGAAAACAAAUUUAAAGAACUAUUUCAAAAUAAAGAAAUAAAACAUUGGGAAAAAUUUACUUAUGAUUUAAAUAGUUAUUGUAAGGUUAAUGAUAAGUUAUAUGCUUCUGACGGUCCGUAUCAAGGAUAUUUAAAAAGCAAAAAAUAUGAUAACGACUUUAAAACAUAUAUGAAAAAAAAAUAUACUGUUGAAGAAUUACAACAAAUUAAAGAAAAUAUAGAAAAAGAAGAUGAGCUAAUUGCAAAAUAUGAAUAUUUAAUUGAAAAUUAUAAAAUACUUUUAAAUAAAAUUUUUCAAAAAACGAUACAAAAUAUUCAAAGAAAACAAGCAUUUACAAUUGAAGAGAUAGAAAAAAGACAAAAAAAUGAAAAAAAAAAUAAAACUAAUGACCAUUUAUUAAGUAUAUCUGAUAAUGUAAUAAAUGAUAACAAUAUAAUUAAUAAUAUUGAAAAUAUUUUUGAUCCGAAUUCUGUUAUUUCCUCAUCAAAUUAUGACACAUCUGAUGUUGGAUCAGAAAUAGAUGAAAAUGAAGGACAAGAUAAUGAAGAAAAUAAUGAAGACGAAAAUAAAACAAUUUAUAAUCCAUUAAAUUUACCAUUAGGACAUGAUAAUAAACCUAUACCUUAUUGGUUAUAUAAAUUACAUGGAUUGUCUAAAGAAUAUAAAUGUGAAAUAUGUGGAAAUUAUUCAUAUUUUGGCAGAGCCGCUUUUGAAAAACACUUUUAUGAAUGGAGACAUUCAUUUGGAAUGAAAUGUUUAAAUAUUCCAAAUACAUUACAUUUUAAAGAAAUUACAAAAAUUGAGGAUGCUUUAAAUCUUUAUGAAAAACUCAAAAAAGAAACACAAACAAUUCAAUUUAAACCAGAUCAUGAAGUAGAAUGUGAAGACUCAAAGGGAAAUGUUAUGAGCAUAAAGGCUUAUGAUGAUUUAAAAAGGCAAGGAUUGUUAUAG